AGCGAGCAUUUAUAUUUCUAUUACCUAUUUUUCAUAGCACGCGCAAUUUACUAUUACAUAUUUGAAUUCAAUGCAUUUUUUGCAACACGAUAUUGCGUAUUUUUAUUUAUUUUAUUGGAUUCACACAUCCUAGAAUCAGCAGCGUAGCUCAAAGCAUGCUUUUUCUCCUCAUUCUCUCACAGGGAGCCGCUAACAGCUACGGAGUGAUCUUUGCCUGCACUUGCGGCAUCAUAGUGGCCGUCGGUUUCAGCGCCAACCUGCUGGCCUUUUCCCUCUUCGCCAAAAACAAGAGCUUCCGCAAAAACCGCCUGGACGUUCUCCUCCUCAGCAUGGCUCUGGCCGACUUCCUCACGCUCCUCCUCAUCCCCUUCACCGUCCACUCGGCGGUCAGCUUCUCCUGGCCUCUGGGCGCCACGUCCUGCAAGGUCUAUCAGUUCCUGCUGGCGUUCUCCCUGGCCGCCAGCACGUACUCCCUGUGCACCGUGUCUACGGUCCGCGCCAUGAUCAUCACCAACCCCUACCGCCCUCCGACCACGGAUCUGGUGGCGCUCAUGUUUGUUCUGGUCUGGGCUUCGAGUUUCUUUAUAAGUCUGCCGUUGCGCAUUUUCGCCACUAAAGAAAGCUUAGGCCCUGGCGUGAGCAACUGCACCGUUUGUUUGCCCACUACCCAAGAGCAUCACUACCAGGUAGUUCUCAGCCAGUUUGUGCUUUACUAUCUCGUCCCGAUGCUGGUUAUCGCCAUCAACUCGGCACGCAUCGCUCUUUUCUUACACAAGAGACCCGUUAUGUCCUUCGCAGGUUACCGGAACACAAGACGGGCGUCUCUAAUGGUGUUUUUGGCGGCUGGGACCUUCUCCCUGUGCUGGCUGCCAGGGUACGUUUUAGAGCUGUGCGUGUAUUUGGGACUUUAUCGGCACGGCCGCUCGUGGGAGACGUUUCAUUUCGCCUGCACGGUCCUCCAGUAUCUGCACCCCUGCGCCAACCCCGUCCUCUACGUGCUGCUGUCCAAACGCUACCGGCGCAAGAAGGACUGGCUGUUCAAAUGCAGCAGGAAACGAGUUCACCCGCAGGUCGUUAGCGUGACGGAGAGUUUAUGAGAGGUCGCGUCGAAACGAGCGUUCGGUUGGUUUGGGUGUAGGAGAUCUGAAUCCUCCCUCGUGCAAAACGCCUAAUUGCGCGCGUAUCAAUUGAAACCCAUGCAUUGGUCUCACACCGGAAGCAAUGUUGAACGGGACUGCACCUGAAACUACUAACGGACCACAAAACCAGAAUUUUUCAGAGUUCAGAAUACAUCACCUGAAAGCUGAAUAAAUAAGCUUUGAACUUGAAAAUGUAGAUUGUGAGGGUGCAAA
Messenger RNA from Puntigrus tetrazona (Sumatra barb), 1352 nucleotides. RefSeq names its product galanin receptor 2a. The transcript has a single exon. NCBI's taxonomy places the organism in Eukaryota, Metazoa, Chordata, Actinopteri, Cypriniformes, Cyprinidae. The coding region runs from base 156 to 1097 and encodes 313 amino acids. Gene Ontology annotation, biological process: G protein-coupled receptor signaling pathway. Gene Ontology annotation, cellular component: membrane. Gene Ontology annotation, molecular function: G protein-coupled receptor activity. The record is from RefSeq and is a predicted model, not a curated record.